Spirometra erinaceieuropaei is the source of this 4339-nucleotide messenger RNA. Lineage: Eukaryota; Metazoa; Platyhelminthes; Cestoda; Diphyllobothriidea; Diphyllobothriidae. The record is from the annotation of a GenBank genome assembly.
AUGCCCGGUGUUCAUACGAUCACCGCAAGUGAGGAAGAAGAGAACGGUAAGUUAGUAAUUUUAUCUGAUUUAUUGAUUGCAAAUAUAGGUUCUAUGCCUUAUUGCCCUACCGUAAAUGCAUCUAUAAGUAAUAUUAAAUUUCCAUACUUAGUUGAUUCAGGGGCAGGUUGCUCCCUCAUCAGGCAUCACGUAUUCCGCCAGUUACAAACGAAAGUUAGAUAUUGCAGUAAACCCAAAGUUUGCCUGAAAACGGCUAACGGCACCACCUUACAGCAUGUAGGCAUGGUAGAACUUGGGAUAGAGCUAGGUUGUGCUGUAUUUAAUCAUAGGUUUGUUGUUUGCUGUGACAUAGCAUGGGACUGUAUAUUAGGCGCAGAUUUCCUUCAUGCAUUUAAAUGUUCUCUCGACUUUAACGUUAACGCCCUCCGUGUCAGCGGUACUAAAGUGCCACUUACGUUUGAGAUGCCUCUCCGUCAACCAGAAGUUAACACAGUCAAGCUAGAAUGUAUAGAAAGCCUAAUCCCACCUACCUUGGAUAAGGAAUGUUCGACCAGUUUAUAUAAUAGCACUAAAAAUAAUCAAAUUUAAAAAAAGAUAGCAUCAUUGAUAAACAUAGAACAUAUAAUGAUAUUCUUCUAUUUUCCUCCCUUUCUCGUUUUCAUCAGCUAUGUCACCUGACACUAAAUAUCCCUUAUAAAGCUAAUAAAAAUAUAUCCUUCGAUAAAACCCUGCAUAUUAGUCGUGCGUAUGUCUAUAUUAAAGCCAUAUUAAACAUAUAUAGAACUAUAUUAGGUCAUAGUAAACAGUCGACCACUACUCCUAUAAUUUCACAUUAACAAGAACAAUAUGAUACAUGAUUCAAUAGUAUUUUGACAGUUUUGAUUGUGACUUACCAUUGAAUGCUUCUUACUCCUGAUAUAUAUUCAUCUUUUCCAGCUCUUAGUCCAGACAAUGAUGGUAAGCCUCCUGAAAAAUACGUAGGAACUGUGCGACCGCCCCCUUACAGCUGGCCAGAUAGACUGACAACCCGCAACUAGAGCAGACCGAAAUUUACCCAACAGGAAAAUAAUUUCAAGGUCAGGCCGAUAUCAAAGUUCUUCAAUUGCCAUGAAGGACAUAUUAUUCAUGCCCCCGAAAACUACCAAAUUGCAAACUUCAAUUUUUAUAUUGUACAUAACGUUAUUUUUUUAAAUUUUGUUAUUAUUUUCCCUUAGAACUGAGGUUUUUUUUAACUUAAAAUAAACUCUCAAUUCGCGCUCUUUUGGCUAACCAGACACCCGAAGCAAAUGAAGUCAAAGUGCAGUUGAAAUUGACGAGUUUGUUUUAGGUUUUUUUCCUGAGUUCAAAGGGGACUGACAGUGCCCAAGGGGCGCUACAAUAAACCUAUUCUAUUCAAUAAUUUGAUACACGAGUUGAAGGACAUUUUCGAUUGGGACGGCCGUUCACUCGGGCGAACCAAUGUUGCGCAACAUGAAAGUGAUACGGGUGCGGCCCGGCCAGUUAAAAUUCCGCCUAGACGAUUGCCGGUAUUCUACCAGACACAAUUAAAGGCAAUGAUAGAUGACAUGCUCGACCGAAGGAUUAUCAGGCCAUCUAAUUCUCCCUGGUCCUCUCCAGUCGUAUUAGUCAUGAAGAAGGACGGAUCCUUGAGAUUAUGUGUCGACUACCGUAAAUUAAACGAAUUGACAACUAAAGACUCCUUUCCAUUACCUCGUAUCGACGCAACCCUAGAUGCUCUCUCAGGUAAUCGUGUAUUUACUACUCUAGACCUGGCGGCCGGAUACAGGCAGGUAGAAGUAAGGCCAUCUGACCGUGAGAAAACAGCUUUUUCGGUGCCCACUGGUCUAUACGAGUUUGAAAUCAUGCCUUUCGGGUUAGCCAAUGCGCCCAGCACAUUCCAGCGGCUCAUGAACCAGGUCCUUGCCCAGUUUAUUCCAAAGGUUUGUUUGGUGUACUUAGACGACAUCAUCGUGCUCGGGAAGGAUUUCGAAGACCACCUACAAAACUUACAAUCAGUAUUCAUCAGCCUGCGGCAGGCAGGCCUUAUCCUCAAACCAGCAAAAUGCGUCUUCUUUCGAGAUAAAGUAAAGUUCUUAGGACAUGUGGUGUCUGAAUCGGGUAUCGAAACGGACGAAGAUAAGGUAAAGGAAGUUAGGGACUGGCCCACACCUAAUAACGUAGCAGGGGUCAGAAGUUUCUCUGGCUUGGCUUCGACCUACAGAAAGUUCAUUAAAGAUUAUGCCCACAUAGCCACGCCGUUGAAUAAACUCACGCAGAAGGGAGUCAGAUUUAAAUGGACCCCAGAAUGUGAAGCUAGCUUCCAAACCCUUAAGAAUAGCCUUUGUUCCAGUCCUGUCUUGACUUUUCCUGACAUUAGCGACCAAGCGGGCAUUUUCGUACUCGAUACAGAUGCCAGCGAGACUGCGAUUGGUGCGGUGCUGUCUCAGCGGCAGGCGGACGGCACUGAACGAGUAAUCCAGAUUUAAGUCGGUCACUCACCAAGGCAGAAAGAAGAUACUGCGAAACCAGGAAGGAGAUGCUUGCGCUCACCUUCUUCAUCGAAGAAUGUCGGCCAUUCUUGCAGUACCGCAAAUUUCUCGUCCGAACCGGUCACAGUUCCUUGGCAUGGCUACGCAAUUUUAAAAAUGCCGAGGGUCAGGUCGCGAGAUGGCAAGAGCGACUGGCCGGGUUUGAAUUCGACUGUAACCAUCGGCCAGGGCGCCAGCAUAACAACGCAGAAGCCCUCUCGAGGAAACCGUAUCGUCCCCACGGCGAAUGCCCGUCUUGCACAGACAUUAGCAUCGGCAACAUAGCACUUCCUGAUGGCCAGAGCAGCCUUUGGGCUCAGGCUCAGCGCGAUGAUCCUCAUAUAGGCCCCAUCUACUACAGAAAGCUAGGCGAAUCGCGGCCUUUGAGUGGACCCGAGCUUCGGGGUUUAAGUUACGAGACGCGCUGUCUGCACACGGUGUGGGAUAAGCUUUUUCUAGAUAAUGGGGUAUUGUUCUACCGCGACGGUGAUCAGUAUCCCCGGCGUAUCGUUCUACCGUUAUCCAUGACCGAUGAUGUCCUCACGCGAAUACACACUCAGCUAGGGCACGUAGGAAUCCAUAAGACCGAGUGGGCUGUAAGGAGGAGAUACUAUUGGCCCAACUUAAGACGAUAUGUGUGGGAUUUUAUUCGGUAUUGCAACUUGUGUAAUCAACUAAAGCCGCCACCUCACUUGAACAGAGCGCCCCUUCAACCAAUCUUGACAGGCUACCCCAACGAACUUGUCGGCGUUGACAUCAUUGGACCCAUAGCUCCAUCAGUCCGGGGAAACCGUUACAUUCUGGUCAUGGUGGACUUCUUUACGAAAAUGGCUGAGGUGGAACCAUUGCCCAAUAUGUCGGCGGAAACGGUCGCUCAGGCCAUUUUUAAUGGUUGGGUAUGUAGAUGGGGAGCCCCAGACCAAAUUCACUCAGAUCGAGGAAGUUCAUUUGAAAACGCUAUUCUUCACAGUCUUUGUAAGUACUUACGGAUCAACAAGACACGCACUACUGCUUACCACCCGCAGGGUAACGGACAAGUUGAGCGAACGAAUAGAACGCUAAUCGGAUUGUUAAAAGCCUUUGUUGAUCGUCAGGCACCCUUCACGUGGGACGAUGCCUUGCCCGCAUGCAUGCUCGCAUACCGUUCCACGAUUCACUCCUCGACCCAGCAGUCGCCGUUCGCUCUCACCUUUGGUCGGGAAAUGCGGAUACCGGAAGACCUCCAAGUACCACUGGAGAAUAACCAAGUACCAGUAAAUUCCUAUGUCACCAGGCUACAUAAUAAGUUGCGUAUUGCAGCCGAGGAAGCGCGAACACACUAACGUGGAUCCCAAAACCGACAGAAGGACCAUUAUGACAAACUUGCCCAUGGGUGCCCAUAUGUUGUUGGUGACAUCGUAUGGCUCAGAGAACAUACAGCCCCGCAAGGAAUACCGAGUAAAUUUGGGUUAGACUGGUCUGGUCCGUACACUGCAACCAAGGUGAUCUCUGACACGACCUGUGUGAUUCAGGACCGCGAGCGACCUUUCGCGGCGGAAAUUACCGUCCAUUUUAAUCGACUAAAGUUGGGAGAGAGACCGGAUGCAUUUGGUUCCGAAGAUCAAGGAAAUACCGUCUGUGAUGUCGAUCGUGACCAAGUUAGAAGGAUCGUUGAAAUUCCACCUGAGGGUGGGGACGAGUUAGAAGUACCCUUUAGCGACAGGCGGCACAAUGUUGAAGACCACAGGUCAAUGCUGCAUGACGUCAGUCAAAACGAGGGCACAGCAAUCGCUGAGGACAGCGACGUCUCUAUGGAGGAGAGAGUGAUGUAA